Schistosoma turkestanicum is the source of this 1897-nucleotide messenger RNA. The record is from the annotation of a GenBank genome assembly. Lineage: Eukaryota; Metazoa; Platyhelminthes; Trematoda; Strigeidida; Schistosomatidae.
AUGAGUAUUCCAAAACCGCAUAUCUGUAUUUCAUUCCGUAAAUCAAAUAAUCCAAGGCUCAAUGACAGUAUCAGGGCUAUGCGAAAUAGGGGGUUGUUAAAUACAUCGAGAAGACUACUUCAGAAGUCAAUCAAUCAAUCUUUCAGUUCAGUAACAUCUCUUCGUGCUAAUAAUGCUUCAUUAGCGAAAAAGUUAGCUAAAUUAGAAGUGGAAUUAAAUGAUCAAAAGAUGGCUACAGAACAGGCAAAAUUAGAAUUAUUUGAUUGUCGUAUGAAAGUCAUCCAAUCACAGGCGUUUAAAGAAGUCCGAGAUCAAAUAAAGGCUCUUAUUUUAAAUUUACACGAAUUAUUAUGUUCACAAAUGGAAACGGGAAUGUCUAUGAUGAAUUAUGUGAAAGAUUCAUUAUCAUUAUUGGAAAAAAAUGAUUCAUUAAAUUUAUCAUCAAAUCCUCAUUUAUCAAGUCGAUUGGAUGAAACAAUCCAUCCGAAUAUUAUAAUGGAAUCUAUCAGAGAAAAAGAUGUACAACAAUCACAUACUCCUGUGAAUAAAUCUCCUGUCCCCAAUCCAGAGAUUGUUGAUCAACGUGUCUCCCCUGAUCCUGUCAGUAGUAGCUGCUGCAUUAAUGAGAACAAAGAAGAUGUGAUUAACAUUGUCGAUCAUACAGAUCAUAAAACACAGCUAGCUCGACCUCAUCUAGUGCGUCAAGCUCGUUUAAAUUCAAAACCGAUUAUUGACACAUCAUCUUUUAUGGAUUCAUUUAUUGUUGAAAAACCAAUAAAACAAAAGAAAAAACCAGUUAGAAAUCGUUUGAUUCGUGUUAGAGAUAGUGAUGAUGAAAGCGAAGUUGAUGAUGUCAACAAUAAAGGCAAUCCAUUGAAAGAUAAUGUGAAUGUUGGUGGUGGUGGUGGUGGUGGUCGAGUUAUUGAAACUUGUUUUCGUCGACCUGGUGAACUUGCAUUUAGAAUUGAUUCAAAAAAUAUCAAUCCAUCAUCAACAACUAUUGUCAGAGAUCAUCGGGUAGACGGAAAGACAGGUCGAUCGAAAUCUAAGCUACCAGACGGUCAACCAUCACGAUCCAAGUCAAAGUCUCAGGCGAAACCUCAUACUACUACUACUACUGCUGCUGUUGCUCACACUAAUAAUAAUAAUAUUAAUAGUAAGGAAAACAAAGAAAAGAAUGUUACUGAAUUGAAAACAUUGUCAAAAUUAGUUGGAGGUGAAAAUAAAGUAGCAAAUAUUUUUGACUUGUCAAUGAAUCGAACAGCUGAUCUAUCUGCUCUUCCACCUACUUUGAAUGAUUUACGCAUAAAACACAAAGAACAACUACAACAACAAAGGCAACCAGUGAACUCUAACGUAGAAGCUGAAAAACAAACCGCUAUCAAAACUACAACAACAACGAUAACUACAAGAAAGCGUUCUGUUUUUGGUGAAUUACAACAGAAUGAAAACCUGAAUUCCGCUGUCAAGAGUAUCGUCGACCAAGUAGUGGUAGGUGAACAUCGUCGUCCUUCAGUUGUCCUGACUCGAAUAUCUAAUGAAAAUCAACCUCUGUUAGAUUUACAACUACCUCCUAAUUCAAGAAAUGCUAAACGUCGAUUUCGUCGAUUAUAUUUAUGUGAUCAAGAGAAUGAGGGCAAUAAUAAUAACUGCAAUGAUCAUGAUGAUGAUGAUGAUAAGAUUGGUGCUACUACUGUAAGCAAACGAAUAAAACAUAAACAUCCAACUGCUUUGAUUGAUGAUAAAAUCGAGAAUAAAAAUAAUAAUAAUAAUAAUCUACCAACGACAACUGCUGCUAGUAGUAGUCGAUCACGAAAAAAUGUAUAAAAACAAUGUGCGCAUAAAUUUAUUGUUCAGUUUCUUUAUAUCACAGUGCAAGAAAUAUCUUUCUUCUUUU